AUGGAAUGCAAUGCAAUAGUUAGAAGAUUAAAACGAGAUGAGAAGAGAAAUAUGUGCAUGAGCAUUAGGAAGCUUAUUUGCAGCCAUCGGCCAUGUAUGUGCCAUAAAGGCAGACAUAAAACCUGUGGCAUAAUCAGAAGAAAAGCAAAAAGAAUAAAACGAAACACUUCUUGGAUUGCAAAAAAUAAAAGCCUCAGCUUAGCUCAGCAACGAGCUGAUGCUGACGAGUUUGGAGUUGAUCCGUAG
This is a messenger RNA of Clunio marinus, 246 nucleotides long. The record is from the annotation of a GenBank genome assembly. Lineage: Eukaryota; Metazoa; Arthropoda; Insecta; Diptera; Chironomidae.